Messenger RNA from Bacidia gigantensis, 4251 nucleotides. RefSeq lists its product as uncharacterized. Gene Ontology annotation, cellular component: catalytic step 2 spliceosome. Bases 1 to 4251 code for a protein of 1416 amino acids. The record is from RefSeq and is a predicted model, not a curated record. Gene Ontology annotation, molecular function: helicase activity; mRNA binding. NCBI's taxonomy places the organism in Eukaryota, Fungi, Ascomycota, Lecanoromycetes, Lecanorales, Ramalinaceae. Gene Ontology annotation, biological process: mRNA splicing, via spliceosome. The transcript has 4 exons.
AUGGAGGACCCGGGGCAACCUCAGAUUGACGAACAGCGCAGUCUUUACUGGCGAAAACUGGCAGAAAAGAAUUGGCUUUCGUCUGGAAAACAUGUUGCAAAGGCCAGGAAAGAAUUAAUACGCAAGGAAAUAUGGGAUGUUCUCGAAGAGAAGCAGUUCGAGCACUCCUCACUGCUGGUGUUAGAAGGCCUUCAACUACUUGAGAGCUACCUCUGGCCUACAUACAACGAAGAUGUCAUCAACCAUCACGUUCUUCUGAUAGCCCUCCUCGUGAACGUGAAAGGCAGACAGCAUCUACCAACUUGGACGAUCUUCUCUAACGACCCCAUACGCUUCUCAUCACUCUUCACUCGUAUCCUGUCUAUGACUCUUGACUGUUCUUUAUCCUCGAAGAUACGAACGAGCCUACUUUGUUGUCUCAUCAAUGCAUUUCAAUCCCUCGAUAAUGGUUUGAUACGAAAAGAAUGCGCCCCCCUCGUGUCCAUUUCUAUAUGGCAUAAUUUGGACUCUGAUGCUACCCGCGAGCAAAAACUUCGGAGCCAUGCGCAGCUAGGUAAGGCGUGGCGGGCUUCUGCUAAGCGUUUUGAGGCGGCCGACGAUCUAGGAAAGAUAAAACUACGAUUCGAGCGCUCUUGGCUCUACACUUUGACUGUGGGGUUCAUUGGCAAUAUCUACGAGCCACAAAGGGGGGACAUCGAGUACUGCGAGCGAUUCGUGGAAUUGCUGACAGACCUUGAGAGUCAAUUGCCUACCAGGCGUUAUGUCAAUUCGCUUCUCAAAGACUUAAACAUUCUAGCUUUGAUUCGACUCUCUCCUCUCUUCAAUGUGCCCGAAAACGGUCUGUUUCGAGACCUCUACGUGCUUCUGCGGCACUUUGUCCAUUUUCCGGUAGACGAUCACAGUGGUAUCCAAUUCUCAAAAGAGCAAUCUCGUGAUCUGCAUUGCCAAGAGCUUGCCAAACUGCAAAGAUUGAGUCUCAAAUCUCACAAAGAGAAAUUAUCUCUCCUAGCUUUGUCCAAUUACGGAUCAAUUGAUCAACGCGGAGAUUUAGAGGGCCAUUUAAGUCAGCUGAAUGAUCGGGAACUUGUAGAGUUGUGUUCCAGCCUUGGGCUUCGUACUACGUAUCCUCCAGAAGGCAAGGUUGAGCAAAGCCGAAAGCUCGUUCUUGAGAUAUUGGUCUCGACACACGAGAAGCAAAAGACUUUUCAAGACUCUGUGAGGAAUAUGAGCGUACUUCCGACCGAGGCUACACUUUUUGAAGAGUCUUUAUUGCAGAACGACACCUACAACGGAUCAAGACCGCUUGGGAUGCCUAAGAUCAAUCUGCAGUACCUCACGAUUGGAGAUUUCCUCUGGCGUUCCUUCGUCCUGCACAGGUGUGAGCAAUUUUUCGAAAUUCGAAAUUUCCUAGAAGAAACCGUCAAGAGAUUGCGACCUUCCCGCAAUCGCUCAGAUGGGGGUAUACGUUUCGAUGGAUCCUCUCGCGCAGCGCUCCCUGUGGGCAAACCGGCCAUUUUAGAGGCAGCGCCACCGAGAGUGGGACAGAACAAACCUGCCUAUGUCCGAGCUGAGAUCACGCUUGACGUGAGUAGGCUGGGCGAUCACGUUCGGAAAGAGUGGGAUUCUUUACGACUGGAAGACACUGUCUUUCUGGUCGCAGUAUGUCCUAAAGACGGUGACAAGAGCUUGACAAACGGGCACGCUUUUGCGGCAUCGCGAGAAACGCCAUUGUCAGUGGUUCGGGUAGCAGAAGUCCGCCAAGUCCUCGACGAAAACGGUAGACUUGUAAAGGAGCAUUUGCGAGAUCAAGUGAACGGCCAUGGUCCGAGACCACGUAUUAGAAGAUUGAUAGUGGAUUUAGACACCGCAUCCUUCUAUGCGGAUGUUGAGAGGAAGGAAAAAGGGGGCGGUGACACCUACGAGCAGAUCAACCUCCUCGUAAAACGGAAUCGAAGAGAAAACAAUUUCAAGAAGGUCCUCGAAACUGUCCAACGGCUAGUCGUAUCUGAAUCCCCGUUACCAUCAUGGUUGCAAGAAGUCUUCCUUGGUUUUGGCGAUCCGACUUCAGCAACGCACACCAAUUUGACGAACAAGCUCAAUCGGGUGGACCUCCGAGAUACUCUCCUCAACUGGAAGCAUCUCGUAGAAAGUUUUCCUGAGAAGGAUAUUGAGACGCUGGCAGAGAGUGAGCCCGGGUUCGGACCUCCUUAUAUCCUUGACAACAGUUCCGAGAAUCCUCAAGCUCCUAAGCUGUCAAGAAAACGUCGACGAGACACAGCAGCUCUUGAUGUUGAGCUGCCACGACCCUCGAAAGCUCUAAAGGUCUCAAGUUCCCCAGGACCUGUGAAAGGCCCUUAUCCGGAGGAUGCGCCCAAGAUCAAUCAGAUUCGUUUCACUCCUGCUCAAGUUGAGGCUGUGAUCUCAGGCACACAACCAGGCUUGACCAUUAUUGCAGGGCCUCCAGGAACCGGUAAAACAGACGUGGCGACUCAAACUAUCAGCAACCUAUACCACAACUUUCCAUCACAGCGCACACUUCUAAUCGCUCAUAGCAACCAGGCAUUGAAUCAGCUCUUCCAAAAAAUCACAAAACUCGACAUCGACCAACGCCAUCUUCUUCGACUUGGUCAGGGAGAAGGCGACCUUGAAACAGAGGCCGACUACAGCAAGACAGGGAGGGUGGAAUCGUUCCUUGAAAACCGAGCCUCCUAUCUUGCGGAAGUCGAUCGACUCGCAGCGAAUUUCGGUGCACCGGGAGCCCAUGGGGCUUCUUGUGAGACUGCCGGAUAUUUCAAGUCUGUUUAUGUUGAUCCUGCUUGGCACAGAUUUUGGGAUCUCAUAGGCUCGGCUACUUCAACGGAGGAGGCUAUAUCAUGUUUCCCUUUUCAUUACUACUUUCAGACCGCGCCUCAGCCUCUAUUUCCUCCCAACGCUCCCAAAGAUGCUGUAGUCGACAUCGCGCGCGGUUGCGAGCAGCAUGUAAACAGGAUAUUUGCUGAACUCGACGACAUCAGGCCUUUCGAAUUGCUUCGAAAUUACAAAGACAAAAGCAAUUACUUGCUUGUCAGAGAGGCACGCAUCAUUGCCAUGACCGCUACACAUGCGGCUAUGCGUCGGCAGGAAAUUGCAACUCUAGGCUUCCAUUAUGACAACAUUGUCAUGGAAGAAGCUGCCCAGGUAACGGAGAUUGAGAAUUUCAUCCCGCUGGCUUUGCAAGACGUUACUACUGGAGAUUCUCCUUUGCAAAGGGUCGUCUUGUGCGGAGACCAUUUGCAAAAUUCACCAGUCAUCCAACAUCUAGCCUUCCAGCAAUUCUCAAAUUUGGACCAAAGUCUGUUUCUCCGCAUGGUCCGGCUAGGUGUUCCUCUUAUCAGCCUAGAUGCCCAAGGUCGAGCAAGGCCAAGCAUUGCGGAGCUCUACAGGUGGCGUUAUCCCCAGCUCAAAAAUCUUCAGCACGUACUUAAAGAGCCAGUAUACCUUCGCGCAAACGCAGGUUUCAGGUAUGAGUACCAAUUCAUCGACGUUCCAGAUUACAAGGGCAAAGGCGAGAGCCAUCCUUCUCCUCAUUAUAUUCAAAACCUGGGCGAAGCAGAGUAUGGCGUUGCAAUCUAUCAAUACAUGCGGCUUCUCGGGUACCCAGCGAGCAAGAUCUCAAUACUUACCACUUAUGCUGGUCAACGGGUACUCAUCCGCGAUGUGCUCAACCACCGAUGUGCCGGCAACAGGCUCUUUGGCAUGCCCCGCGCUGUCACAACCGUAGAUAAAUACCAGGGCGAACAGAAUGACUAUAUCAUCCUCUCGCUUGUUCGUACAGAACGACCAGGAUAUCUCCGCGAUCUGCGCCGCUUGACAGUUGCUCUUUCUCGGGCUCGUCUUGGCCUAUACAUUCUUGGUAGGCGGAGCGUGUUUGCGUCAUCGACUGAAUUCACACAAGCCUUUGCUUUACCUUUUCAGCGACCCGGUUCUUUAACGCUGACAACCGGAGAAAUGUAUCCCACGGAAAGACUUCUGAACGAUGAAAUGGGUGCGACAGAGAUGGUCAGCACUGAGCACUUAGGACAAUAUGUAUAUGAGAUGACGCAGGCGAAGGUGAACAUGUUCAAAGGCGGUAAAGCUAUCCUUCCACCUCAAGAGUCAACGGAAUUACUAGACAUUGACAGAGUUGAUGACGAGGUUGGCGGUGAAGACCAAAACGCAAUUGUAGACGCUACGGAUGAGCCCUUUGAUGGGAGCAAUGAGAGUGUACCAUGA